Molecule: messenger RNA, 2701 nt
Organism: Ornithorhynchus anatinus (platypus)
Lineage: Eukaryota; Metazoa; Chordata; Mammalia; Monotremata; Ornithorhynchidae
Gene: UBA5
Product: ubiquitin like modifier activating enzyme 5
Exons: 12
Coding region: 110-1198 (362 amino acids)
Biological process (GO): protein ufmylation
Cellular component (GO): cytoplasm; cytosol
Molecular function (GO): UFM1 activating enzyme activity
Source: RefSeq, a predicted model, not a curated record
GGCGGAGUCGGUGUCGGGGCUGCAGCGGCGGGUGCGGGAGCUGGAGCGGGAGCUGGAGCUGCUGUCGGGGCGGCGGGAGGCCGGGCCGGGCCGCGCCCCCAUCGAGCGGAUGAGCCCCGACGUCUCCCACUCCAACCCCUACAGCCGUCUGAUGGCUCUGAAACGAAUGGGCAUCGUGAAUGACUAUGAGAAAAUCCGCACCUUUGCCGUAGCCGUAGUAGGUGUUGGUGGAGUUGGUAGUGUGACGGCUGAAAUGUUGACAAGAUGUGGCAUUGGUAAGCUGCUGCUAUUUGAUUACGACAAGGUGGAACUAGCGAACAUGAACAGACUUUUCUUUCAACCUCACCAAGCUGGACUGAGUAAAGUUCAAGCUGCCGAACAUACCUUGAGAAACAUUAACCCUGAUGUUCAGUUUGAGGUACAUAACUAUAACAUCACCACAGUGGACAACUUUGAACAUUUCAUGGAUAGAAUAAGUAAAGGCGGAUUAGAAAGUGGAAAACCUGUUGAUUUGGUUCUGAGCUGUGUGGACAACUUUGAAGCUCGAAUGGCCAUCAAUACAGCCUGUAAUGAACUUGGACAAACUUGGAUGGAAUCUGGAGUUAGUGAAAAUGCAGUGUCAGGGCAUAUUCAGCUCAUCAUACCUGGAGAAUCUGCUUGUUUUGCGUGUGCCCCUCCACUUGUAGUUGCCGCCAAUAUCGACGAAAAGACACUGAAACGAGAAGGAGUCUGCGCAGCGAGUCUUCCCACCACCAUGGGCGUGGUUGCCGGGAUUCUUGUGCAAAACGUUUUGAAGUUUUUGUUAAACUUUGGAACAGUGAGUUUUUACCUUGGUUACAAUGCAAUGCAGGAUUUCUUUCCCAGUAUGGCAAUGAAGCCGAACCCUCAUUGUGGUGACAAAAACUGUAGGAAACAGCAGGAAGAGUACAAGAAAAAAAUAGCCACGGAGCCCAAACUGGCAGAUGUUGAACAAGAGGAGGAAAUAGUACAUGAAGACAACGACUGGGGUAUUGAGUUAGUAUCUGAAGUUUCAGAAGAAGAAUUGAAAGCCGCAUCAGGUCCAGUUCCCAACUUGCCCGAGGGCAUUACGGUAGCAUAUACGGUUCCGGAAAAGGAUGAAGACACUGUUCCUGGGGAAACUGUGGAAGAGUCUGAGCAAAGUCUAGAUGAACUCAUGGCCAAGAUGAAGAACAUGUAGAAAGAUGUGUGAACUAUAUGCUAAUACUCUAAAUACUCUAUCUACUUUCUCACCCCCACCAGUUCCUCCCCUUAAAAAUAGCCCGACGCAACUGUUCCAAAAAAAAGGUCAACUUCUACAUUUCUAGUAAGAGAAUUUUGAAAUAGCCUCUGAUACAUGGUUUAUGUUGGUUUUAUAUACUAAUCUCUAAGUGUUUGGUUUUUUGUUUUUUUUUUUUACCUUAGCCAGGCCAGAAUUCUCCAACUGACUACAAAAAAGUAAUCAUGCACAUCCUGUGUAGUGUUAGUCUAGGUUAAAUGUAAGAAAACGAGCUGUUACAAAUGUGCUCUUUGAUUUUGUCAGUUUGUGCUGCAUUUGAGAGUGGUAACAGGGCUAAUUCCUGGAUUUUAUUUUCCAGUAGUUAAUUAUCACUGAAGGGCUUCUCGCCAUGGAGGUGAUAAGGUAGGGGUGCUUGCUGGGAGAAGUUUGAUCCACAAAUCUUGUAAAUCACACAAAAGACGAAAACAUUUUAUUAGUGGGUUUAGCUGCUAUAUUUCUUUAUUUAGGGUCCAAUAAUGAAGCUUUAGGUUUCUGGAAAGUUAAAGCCCAGUCUGUCCAUCAAAAUGUUUUAAUUUUAUAUAUAAAAAAAAUCUUAUUCUCUAAUUUAAAUGUCAUUGUCAAUAGGGCCUUAAUGCCAAAAAGCUUUAUGUACAUGUAGAAUGUCACGCAAGUGAAAAAAAACUUGAGGGGAAAAAUAAAUUUAUCCUUAAAAAUCUUAAUAAAGGGUGCUGACAAAGCCUGAAGAAAUGAUUUAGAAGACAUUACUGUUUACCAUUUUAACGACUCUACUGUAAUGAGGCCUAUGAUUGCCUUAUAAACAUUACUGUGAAACCUGGGCGGGGCGGCAUCCGGCUUUGGUCUGCUGAUGAUGGUGAAAGUUCAGAUGCAUCUUUCAUAUUGGUUCUCCAAUUUCUCCCUUUCUAAAGCAGCCUUUCCCUGAUUGACAGGAAGAUGGGGAUAUACUACUUCACUUUAAAAAGCUUCCUUGGAAAUUGCUCUGAUGGUAGAGUGUGGCUUUACUAGUUAAGCAAUCAGUGAGUUUAUCUUACCCCCUCAACUAUUGUGAACGGAGUUGAUUCAGUCUUAUUCUAUAUGGUUGAUGUGUGGAGUGUAAACCCCAAUCUUCUCAUUUUGAGGAAAUCGUCUUUUUAAUGGAAGUAUCUUUAAACGGUUGAAGUUGGCAGACAGAAUUCAUUCAGCUAAAAUUGAUGAAGUAACGUAUAUUUGUUAAGCUUAGGUUUAAGGGAGUGAAAUGGUAAGCAUUUAAUGAUGAGAAACAGAUUUUGCUGCCUGGAAUUCAUUUCCCCCAUAUGUUGCAGUUCCAGAUAGAAUUCCAGCAUUCAAGUUUUCAGUCCAAUUUGGAAGUGACAGAUCCACGUUGCUUUUACUUGAAGAUUUAAAGUGUUAAUUAGCCCUGCCUGAUUUGAAUGAACAAUGAGAAAAUAAAAUGAAUUUGACCCUCAA